Cladocopium goreaui is the source of this 7077-nucleotide messenger RNA. The record is from the annotation of a GenBank genome assembly. Lineage: Eukaryota; Dinophyceae; Suessiales; Symbiodiniaceae.
AUGAGCAUCGAUGCCUUUUUGGCCCUACAAUAUGAGAAUGUGGCGGAAACCCUCCCAGACAGGUUCGUGCGGAGGGGAAGAGCUGCAAAAAAGGAUGAUGCUGAUUUCGAUAUAGUAAGUGAUGUAGAUGAUGCAGAACUGGUGACAUGGCUUGAGAAACCUGGUUUGGGAACAGCACUGCAGUACUCGACUUUCCUGCGCGUCUUCAAGGCACGCUGGUCAGACGUGCUGAAAUUUAGAGAGAAGAACUUGUGUUUUCGAGAUGCGAGUUCUGCUUCCACCAAUCCCAACAAAUUUCAGACCGGUCAGCUUCAUUGGAAGAGAGUUGCACAGGCCAAGCCUCCGUUGCACCCCAGCGUCCUAUCUGCUUUGGCGCCUGCUAUGCCCUUGCGGGCUGUCUUUGGUGUGCCGCAAUCUUCCAACAAGGAAGAAGGGGCCAAGGACGAGGACUUGACGCCAACUCCUGUGACGGCCAAAAAAACAUGUACCACCUUCGAGAAAUGGUUGAAGAAACAGGAUGGUGACGUUUCCUUGCUGAGGGACAUGCAUACGUACAUGUGUAGCUUUGAAGAGUCGGAAUCCAGCGCCCACCCGUGUGAUGCAGUGCCCCACGUCUUGGAUUGCGCCAAUGAUGAGUCAAAGGCAUUGCGCACAAAGGAGAUGGCGGGCUGGUUUCGCGAGUAUGUGGAGAAACGGGGGAAACCGGUUCUUUUCAAGGCCUUGGAUCCCAGCAUGGCCGAUGACACCGUCAAGCUGCCCAUUACUGCCCUCAAGUUUGCCAUGCCACCAGAUGGCAUGCCGUGCUUGCGUGAUUGGACUACUUGUUGGGAAUCUAUGAUCACUGGCGGCAUUGAUCUGGGUAAAGUUGAUUUCAGCGGAGUUCCUGCAGGUACGAAGAUGACCCUGACAGAAAGCAGUAUCACCGUGGUCAAAGGAUUCACGAAGGCAUCGGUGAUUGCCUUUGUCUUAUUGGCAUUGACUGAAAUGGACAUCACCCGGGCAGUUGUCAAUGCCUUUAAUUCGAAGGAUGGGGUUUUGGCCAAAUGGGCCGUGGAUGAGGAACGCGAGAAAGCGAUCCUGAACGUUUUGGUGGGGACAACAGCCACCACCCGCCAUCUGAUUUCCACACAUUUGUCGUUUAACAAGUGGAAAGAAAGCAGUUUCACCUCUGAUCUUUUGAAGAGUUCACGGUGGUUGCUUGGGGCUGUGCCCAAGCAUUGCAAGCCACCAUUCAGAAGGCUCUUGGCGGUGACCCCUUCUGGGCAGGAGAACUUCCUACGCAAUCAUGUGGCCAAGUUUGCGCAUGAUACACGCAAAGUCCGUGCAUCAACCAAACCCAAGUUUCGCCCAAGUGUUCAGGAGUGGGACCGGGUUGUCAACUACACGCAAAUCAUGGAGGCAGUGAAAGCAGAGGUCACCGAUUACUUCAAGGACGACGAGAAAAAGGCAGCUGAGGUGAAUGCACGCGUUCACGAAGCCUUCAUGUCAAGGGACUACAUGGCUGAAAUCCUUGCAUGUGUUGAAAGCUCCCUUCCCAAUUGGAGUGUGCGACACUUGAGCCUGUGGAAUGAGAUGAUUGCCCCGGAACUUGUGGAAGAGAUCAACCAGGUGGACCUAGAAUCUGUGGAGGAGGCCACAGCCAUUGCCCUCUACCAAGAAGUACGUUCCAAAGUGUCGCUUGAUGAAGUUGCUUGGGCACGGUACCGUCACCAGUUGACGAAGAAAGCUGCACGAGACCAUGUGGUUCAAGUUCAGCACGCGAAGUCACAGAACACAAUUGGUUUGGGGAUUGUGGAGAAGUACAUGGAUACGCAUUGCAACCUGAACUUCAUGAAGGACAUCAGCACGAUGCCUAACAUUGACGCGUGGAUGAAGUCAGCGGCAGCUGAAUUGAAGGUCAAACAAGACCAGCUGUUUGUGGUGGUGAUCACUGACUUCACGAAGCAUGGAACCCUCACUACAACCGCGCUCAAUCGGCACGUUAGCUUGAUGUCAAAGUGCUUGGCCAAGAACCCAAAGAGCUCUGCGGGAUUGCUCAUCGCUCCACUGUUGGCAGGGACUGCUGGCGGAGGCUCAUUGAGGCUGAUCGAGAACAAGUUGGAAGAGUACAAGCUGGGGGUGAGAGACAUCCGAAUUCCAGUUGACAUGAGCGGGAUCCACCGAAACAGCGAGCGUCCUGCAUACUAUUCCGGAUGGGUUGCUGUGCCGGACGUGUACCUGCCAGCAAAGGGAACGGCCUACAGGGCAAACAAACACGAUGACCAGUCGAUCAAGGCCGCAGAUGUGAGUGAGAUUUGUGGAUCAGAUCUCUGGCGCCUGCAAGGCAUUCCCUUUGACCAGAUCCCUUCAGCAUUGCCGGAGCAAGACUUCAAGGUCCCCUCCGCGAAGGCUCAUUUGGGUUGCCAAGAUGGACGCAAAAAUCUCACGGACGUUCAGGAGACGGCCCAAUGGGUUGCUGGAGAAAGUGUGGCAACCAGCAUGUUGAAGUCAUUGCUGGGUGACAAUCUCAAGAGAGCGGCGGUGCUGCACACAACAACCUAUUGUGGAAGUGUUGAGCUUGCCUGCAUCAAGUUGAAGGUGCCGGUGCUGUCAGUGAGCGAGAAUCCUGUGAAUCAUGGCUUCACUCUGCUUACGGUUUCCCAAUCCCUUCUGGAGGAGUGGAAGCUAGGCAUCGGUGGCAUUGGCAAGUGUUUGCCAAAGUAUCAGAAGGAUGCUGUGGACAACAUGCCCAUUGAAGCCACGCAACCUGAACUUUUGCUUUGUGAGAUCCAGGACUCCAAACUCCAGAUUCCUCUGACAAUCCGUCAGCAGUACUUGAAUGAUCCGAUUCGAUGUCCGGAAUGGAGAGCAGUGUUGAAGGAGUUUGACAGGAAAUGGACCACGGAGGUCAAUCCAACUGAUCUUGAAGCUGGAGAACGAGAUCAACCAGGUUCCGACGAAACCUUUUCAUGGCAGACGGUUUACCCUGAUGAGCCGUGCACGAAGUCCGAGAUGGAAACCAAGUAUGGCACAUCAGCUACAAGUUUUGCAAUCAAUGAUCACCUCGCUGGGCACAUUGUGGAAGGGCCUCGCCUCUUUGUGGUGUCUUCCGGGGAAGGUGAGUUUGGGACGGAGCAGCCUGUGAUUUGUUUUGGAGCUGGAGUGUGGUUGUUGGAGAACAAAGCUGAGCAAUUCCUUCAGGAGAAUCCAGACAAGGGCUACAAGUUCGAGAUUUCAAGCGACUCUGCUACGGUGGUGCUGGUGGACAGUGAUGGAAAUGACACUGCUCCUUGCACAAUCAGGGCAGCCAUUCACUCUGUGGAGCAAGCCGGCACGGUGGACUUUGAGCUGGCUGGGCAUUCAUGCAACAGGCCGCCAGAAGUUUGCCAAGGAUCGGAAGAGGAAGACAGGUUCGAGAUUGCUGUGAAGGACGCAAUGGUUUGGAAGCCAUCCGCAGUUCAACUCCGAAAUGUCAAGUCCAAGAACUGUGCCUCUUAUUUUGAUGCCAAACAGAUCCGAGAGUCCGAGGCUGUUCAGCAGGCUAGGCUAAGCUUGCACUUGGCAAUGGCCAGUGCAAAAAACAUCAAGAAGAGCAUCGAAGACAAGGAGCGCAAGGACAAGAUCGAGGCCCACAAGACCAAGAAGACCAACAAGACCAUCGACGACAACGAGCGCAAGGACAAGAUCAAGGCCCACAAGACCAACAAGACCAUCGACGACAAGCAGCGCAAGGACAAGAUCGAGGCCCACAAGUCCGAGAAGACCAUCGACGACAAGCAGCGCAAGGACAAGAUCGAGGCCCACAAGUCCGAGAAGACCAUCGACGACAAGCAGCGCAAGGACAAGAUCAAGGCCCACAAGACCGAGAAGACCAUCGACGACAAGCAGCGCAAGGACAAGAUCGAGGCCCACAAGACCGAGAAGACCAUGGACGGCGAGGAGCACAAGAACAAGAUCGAGGCCCACAAGACCGAGAAGACCGACGACACCAUGGAUUGCAACCUGCCUGACACGCUGUCGCCCGGAAGCCCUUGGGAGAGGGAUACCGCUGAGGACAAGAAACGGUGGAAAGAAAUUUCCAAGGAACUUCAAGGCAAACCUUUGGGUCCAACUCCACGCCUUUGGGACAACGACAUUGGGGACAAGGAGAAGCCUGAAAUGCCUGACUCACAGGAGACCCUGCGCCUGGAUGAUUUCGCAGAAGAAGGAACCACCAACACACAGGAGCCCAUACCACCAAAAGCUCCUGCAGUGAAGGGCAGAGCCAAAUCCAAGGCCUGUGCAAAGGCUAAGGCCAAACGCAAUGCCUCUGCCAAGGCCAAACUCCUGAGAAGGAAACAGACUCCAGAGGAAAAGAAACGGGUCCACAGGAUUGCCAGUGACAGAUGGCAUGAGAAAUGGCUUAGCAAGGGGGUGCCAAGAUCAGAGGCAUCAAACGGCAGCAGCAAGACUGAGGGCAAAGUCAAGAAAUCCGAGAAGCAGGUGGACAAGACGAAGAAUGACGCGGCGAGCAAGGCCAGCAAGGCUGAGAUCAAGGACCAAGAAGUGCAGGACACCGAGAUGAGCAAGGGCACCAAGCGCAGAAAGGACAGCAGUACCUCAGCUCCUCCUCAGCCAGCAGCCAAGAAGACGAAGAACAGCGAGACCGGCGAGUCCACCAUCCCAAAGGAGAUCAUGGAUGCCUUUGGCAAGGACCGAAUGCCUGCCCUUCCUACCAAUGAUCUUCGCAAGACCAAGGCUGCCUAUGUUCAGGAGGCUUUGAAAACCAUGAAUGAGGCCACUGAUGGCAGUGAGUUGCUUAGCUCUGGUGAUAAGUACAAGAAAGCCUUGGAGAUGUGGAUGGAGCUUCUGGUGGUGGUGGCGGCGGCUGCCGCCAGCAGCGAGUGGAGCGACGCGGACAGCUCCGUGGUGCUGCAGAUGUCCGAGGCACAGCUGCUGCAAAAGCUGUGCCCGCAGCGGGAGAGCAGCCCCAGUUUUCGUGCUUCUGCGCCCUAUUGGCCGCAGAUCAUUUCGCAGCAGAUGGGCCCGUGGCCGCUUAAAGGCCCUGGCACUGUUCUCUUUGAGCCCAAUCGCCUCUUGGAUGUGGCGAAGGAGCUGCGGAACGGCACAGGACCCGUGGUGAUUCCCGGUGGCGCGCAAGAAUUGCAGCUGCCCACGAGCGAUGUGGUGGAUCUGCUGUUCCCCUGCCUAAUGGGUUCCUCCUUGGCAGACGUCUUCGGCGAAGACUCGCAGGGCCAGCUGACCUACCAGGAGCUGCUUGAGAGCUGCCCCGGUCUGGGCGACGUCGGAGCAGCAGAUCUCAGCCGCGUUGAGCGGCUGACGGAUGGCAGAGUGGUGACCUUUGAACAGAAGCCAUUCAACAUGGAAUGCAUGUCCCGCCGAUGGUCGCGCGGCGCGGUGAUUCGAAAGCUUGGGAAGAACGGGGUCGCUGAGACCGCGGGGUGCAAGGCCGGUGACAUCAUCGUGACCAUCAACGGCGAGGCGGUGCUGAACGCCACCCUGGCGGACGUGGAGGAGCGGUUGGAGCAACUUCCAGCGCAGUUGGAGGUGGGGCAACCAGUCCUGCAGGAGCCCUUGUACCUCCGGGAGGCCACCACCGACCUCCUGACCAGCCUGGCAGAUGUGGAGGCAACGGAGGCAGUAGAAGAGCUGUUGCCCAGGGUCUCCCAGUUAAUGGAGGGUCAGGCGUCAAUGAGUGAUAAACUUCCACAGGUGUUUGCCGGCGACGGCGGUUCUGCAUCUCAUGUGCACGUGGAUUCCACACCCAUGGUGCAGAUGUGCCACGUGGUGCACGGUGUGAAGAUCUUUGGCGUUGACAGCAGCGCUGGGGCGUCGGGUGACUUGAAACCCUGGGUCACACGAUGGGGUUCUCCAGCUUCAACCGAAGCGGAGGUGGCGCUACCUGUUGACGUGGACUUGGAUCAGGAAUAUGCUGCCUGGUUGGCCAGCCGCGAGACCAGCAUUGCCAUGUGCCGUGCGGGAGAUGUGAUGCUCUUCUGGGGAGGCAACCCACACUUUGGCUCGAAUGGCAUGGGCGCGGGUCCCUGUGUGGCACUCUUCCAUGGCUUUGAGCUACGCCAGAACGUGGAGAAAGGCGCUGUGGAGGGCUUCAAGCGCUGUAGCAUCUACGCCAUGGACUGGACAGGUGACAAGCUGCUGGUGGCUGCCAAGGAUGGUCCUGGCAUUCGAUUGCAAGAUGUGGAGAGAGGAGUGGAAGAGAGAACUUGGUCCGGGGAGUGGAUGAGCAUCCGCACGGACCCCAACAAUCCCUUCGUGGCCGCCGCGGUGGCGUGGAAUGGCAAGUUCAAACUCUUCGAUACCAGACAAGCAAGUCAGUCUGUGUUCGAUGUUGACUUGAAGAAGACAUCGCCAUCGAUGAGGGACUUCCUGUACCUCUGUUGGUCGCCAGAUUCGAAGAAUAUCGCCCUCAGCAACCGCAAUGACCAGAUCUACCUCUUAGGGCUGAAGAAGGGAGAGAGCAACUGCCUUCGCUUAGGUUCCUCCAAGAACAUGAACAUGGAGGUGAACCAGAUGGUUUACAGCCCCAGCGGCGACAGCCUUUGGGUGGCCACAGGUGGCAACCCAGGGAAGUUGCACAUCUUUCCCUCCGACAGCUUGCAGAAGCCGGAGCGAAGUGUUACGGCCCACAAUUGGACUGCCAUCUCUUUGGCCUGCGACCCGACAGGGAGAUACAUCUGCAGCGGCGGGGCCGACGGCCUCAUUACCGUUUGGGAUCCCCAUCAGUUGCAGUGCAUGAGAUGUUUCCUGCACCCAGGGCAGGUCAUUGACAAAUUGGACUUCAACUACCAGGGCACGUUGAUCGCUUGGGGGACCGGAGCAGGUGAAAGGAGCCUCAAUUUAAUGGGGUCCAACACCGCGAUCCCGUACCACCAAGAUUUGACCCCGGCCACCGUGACGCAUUUGAGGUGGCAUGGAAGCAAAAAUGUCCUUGCCUACAGCUUGAAUGCCAGUCAAAUGUCUGAAGAUCGACCACAUCGUGACCGCCGUGGCUACAACAAGGAUACCCCCAUCAUCCAGCUGUUAAAGCUCCCUGACGAUCUUUGACGCCGCGGAAGAACGGACGAUCGCCGGUUAAAA